AUGCCAGUUCUAGUAAAACCUUCUCAUCAUAGCAGAGAAAAUGAAACACCUAUGCAAUCACCUCUUCCUCAACCUUCAACGAAUUUUCGUAUUUUAAAAGUAAUCCAUGGUUCUCGUCUUCAACGAUUUAAAUAUUGCCCAAAAGCAACAACAUCAAGUGACCUUUCAAAACAUAUUCGAGAAGUUUUUGGCAUUGCUGCCAAUCAAACAUUUACUCUUGUCGGAGAAGAUAAUUCAACAUUUGUUUUAACACCUGUCGAUUUUGAUACCAAUGAAAUAUUUCGUUUGCAAAUUGGUCCAGGAAAUCCAGUUUUAUCCAGUGUUCCAACUCCGCCAAUGCACGCAAAACACAGCUGGAAAUAUUAUGGGAAAAUUCUUUUAAAUCACUUAUCCUGCUUGAAUUCUACUUCUUCAAAAAAACUGGAUUAA
Adineta ricciae is the source of this 429-nucleotide messenger RNA. Lineage: Eukaryota; Metazoa; Rotifera; Eurotatoria; Adinetida; Adinetidae. The record is from the annotation of a GenBank genome assembly.